AUGCCGCGUGCCAAGGGCCACAGGCGGGCCCUGGCCAUGAAGAAGAUGAGGGCAGAGCAGCUGGAUUGGACCCCCCAGCCACCCGUCCCUGAGUUUGUUCCCCGGCGUGGCACUGGCAGCCGUCACCCAGUGAGGAGAUGGCCAACUUCCCACCUGACCGGCCGUCAGGUGAAGUUGGUCCCUCCAAGACACCUGGAGAAGAAGAUCGUGUUCGUCGUUGGAGACUCCCACCUGAGGGCCGUGGUCGAUGAGGACGUCGCCAUCCCGGAGCUGCCUUUCUGUUUUUCUUUUCUCUCUGUUCCAGGUGGAGUAGCAGCUGACCUUAGGAUGGAGGUGAGACACCUGACCGUCCCCUGGACCCCUGACCUCGUUUGUGUCUGCGCACCGAGCAACAACCUCACAGGUAGUCGUACUAUCGGUGAGGCAGCGGUGGACUUCGACGCGCUUCUGACGACGGUCCGCAGCCGCUGGCCCAAGGUGUUUGUUUUGGACUUCCCUUCACGGCUGAACAUCCCCCUGGACCUGCAAGAGCUGCUCCGUCAGGAGUACCACCGGGUGGCAGCACGCAUGGGUCUCCCAUACGUGGCUGUGGCGGACCACCUGUCAGUGAACCGGCUGAGCCUUUGGUGCCCUGAUGGCGUUCACCUCAGUGACACCGAUGGCAUGCCCAUCCUGGUGGACCUGUUGUGUGAUGCUGCCUUCACUCAGCUUGCACCCCCUCCAUCGGAGCCUACCGCCUCUCCUCAGACGCCCCCCCAUCCCCGGACGUCACCCAGUCCUCGAGUGGCUCCCAGGGUGGUGGUGACUGGACCAGAGCCCCUGCCCCGUCGGAGGCACCCCCGGGGGUGGACUGUGGUUGGACAGGAGGGAAAGGCUGCAACACCGCUGGUGCAACAGUCUGAUCCCAUCCCUUCCAACGCGUUGUGGUUCAGCAGUGCUAUGUUGGAUGCUAUGGAGCAGUUCGCUCCUUCCACUGGGUCUGACGGCAUUGCUGUUCCACCAUCCGGCCAGGCUUCCCCUGGGAAGCAUCGAGUGAGAGGUGUUGCCACCAGGCAUGCCGGACGGAAGCGGCAGGUGCGGUCAUCACCUUCACCUGCCCAUGUGGUUGCCUCCCAGCCCAGAACAGUGUUGGUCAAGGGGGAGGCGGAGAUGCCAGUGGUCAGUCCGGUCCCAGAGGUUGUGAGGGACCAGUCCGCUGUCCAGGAGGGAGCUCAGGUGCCACAGAAGAUCAGCAAAGAUCUUCCCAAGGUUUUUCCAGUAGAUAGGCCAGAGUUUAGUGUAAGUUGUGGUGACACAUGGUCAGGUGAGGUAGGUGUUGCAUCAGGUGAAUGGAUUGACGUUGGGGUGUACGUUAGUCUGCAGAAUGGUUUGGAGAGAAUUUUUAGUCAGUACAGCACUUGUCUGCUGACACUUUGUGGUAAUACGUCUGCCAUCAUCUGUGAGGAUGGACAGUUUGCUGUGGUCGACAGUCACUCUCGCAGUAGCUGUGGCCUGGUACAUGGUGACGGUACCAGUGUAGUUCUACAUUUUUCGUGUCUGGAUGACCUGCAUCAGUAUAUUUGUCGUUUGACAGACAGUCUCACUUCAGGUGAGAAGCUGUUUGAGCUGUCUGCCAUUAGUAUUAGUAGCAUUGUGGGCCCAGCAGUGUCAGGUGUUUCUGUAGAGAGUUGCGCCGCUGAGAUGAGCUCUGCUACAGCACCAGGGUUUAGUGAGGUCUUUGUUUGUGCAGCCCCCUCUGUAUCUGAGAGUGGGGCUGGUGUAGAAGUGAGCCCAGCGGUGUCUGGCAUUUCUGUUCUCACCUUUUCCGCUGACGUUAGCAGUGGCUCAGAAACGGAAUUCACAGUUACUGAUAGUAGAAAGCGCAAAAUUGUUUCGCGCACUUGUGUGUCGAAGAAAUCAAAGUGUUUAGAUAGAACUGCAGUCAAGUCUGAUGUAGAGUUUGUCAAUGCAGUUAGGAAUGUAGAGCUGGUCUUCCGUCCCCUCGGUGUAGAUGUGUGUCAGUCUCUGUGUAGUCAGUUAAAUAUAGAUUUUAUGAAAGUCGGUGGUCUGGUGUGUAGAGAGGCCGGGUAUUUAGGUGUUCCCUGUAGAAACGAGAAGAUAGUUCCAGAUGGGAACUGCUUCUUCAGAGCUGUGUCUCAGGCUGUUAGUGGUUCGCAGAAGAACCAUCGCAGGAUUAGGCUGGCUGUUUGUAGUGAGUUGCAGCGUAAUGCUGAUAGGUAUCAGAGUCUUUUGAGGACUGGUUAUUUGUCUGUUUCGGAGUAUGUUAAACAGUCCAGAAUGAAGUAUGUAAACACUUGGGCCACAGAGGUGGAAAUCCAGGCCACUGCAGAUUGGUUAGGAGUUGGUGUGUGUACAUUUCUUGAUGGGCGUUGGUUAAAGUAUAGUUGUAGAAGUAAGUGUUUGUCAUCAGACUGCAUUUACUUGGAAAAUGUCAGGGGGGAGCAUUUUGAGUCUGUGGUAUGUGUGUGUAAGCCUGGGCAGCAGGGUUGUUAUGGGUACUGUACAGUUGGUGAGGAGACAAGCUACAGUACCAGGUCAACAGUGAUAAAUGUCAUUGACAACGUAUGCUCAGACAGAGAUUAUGUUGAGGUUGUAGAUGGUCGUGGUGCGAGUUAUGAUAGUAGUACUAGUAGUAGCAAUGUGAAGUCCAAGUAUUUGAGGCAGAAGCAAAAUCAGUCUGAGAAAUGUGUGUCACACAGAGAAAGACAUAAGUUAUACUUUAGAGAGAUGUACAGGAAGAAUGUGAUGUUCAAGGAGAAGAAUAUAUCGCGGAGUAUAUUGAAAUACAGGGAUGACAGUCAGCAUAAGGACAGACUUAAAGCAAUGAGCGUGGAGAAAUACAGAGAUAAUAGUCAACAUAGGGACGGAGUUAAAACAAUGAGUGUGGAGAAAUACAGAGAUGAUAGUCAACAUAGGGACAGAGUUAAAACAAUGAGUGUGGAGAAAUACAGAGAUGAUAGUCAACAUAGGGACAGAGUUAAAACAAUGAGUGUGGAGAAAUACAGAGAUGAUAGUCAACAUAGGGACAGAGUUAAAACAAUGAGUGUGGAGAAAUACAGAGAUGAUAGUCAACAUAGGGACAGGGUUAAGGCAAUGAGUGUACAGAAAUUCAGAGACAAUGUUAACCAUAGACAGAAGGUAAGGCAAAAUGUCAAACGAUAUUAUCGCAGUAAUUGUAAAUAUAGGCAGCACGUUAUUGCUCGCGUCAGGUUGAGUCGGAAGCAGAGGCUCGAGAGGUCAGUAGAUUUUGGUUUGGUUAUGGAGCACUUUUUAGAAAAGGUCAGGGAUGGACCAGAUUUUGUGUGCUGUGUUUGUCAUAGGCUGAUGUUCAAAUCUCAGGUGCUGACAUGUGACAGGGAAGUUUAUGCCGCGAGUGUAGCAACAGCUGGCAUUGCAGAUAAUUGCAUUAGUGAGCAUUAUUUGCAUAGUUGUGAUGAGAGUUGUGUUGAGCCCUGUCACUUAGCUGCGUGUAGAGGUCAGCUGUGGAUUUGUUAUACGUGUCAUAAUAAGAUUAGUAAAGGUGAAGUCCCAGCUGAAUCAUGGAGAAAUAACCUCGAUCUAGACCCCAUUCCUUCAGAACUGGGAUGUCUAAAUAGCUUAGAGCAGCACCUGAUAGCUUUACACAUCCCAUUUAUGAAGAUGUUAGCGUUGCCUAAAGGUGGUCAGAAUGGUGUACAUGGGCCUGUAACAUGUGUUCCGGCCAACAUUGUACAGACCACCAAUGUCUUGCCGCGGUCCAGUAUGGAGGGGUCUCUGCUUCAGGUUAAGUUGAAACGUAAACUGACCUAUAAAGGUCACUACGAGUAUCAGUUUGUUGAUACAUUGCGUGUAAGGCGGGCGCUAGAAUAUUUGAAGAGGACAAAUGCAUUGUAUAAAGACAUUGAAUUUAACGAGGAGUGGAUAAAUGAGUUUUGUAGGCAGGCAGAUGGUGAGCAAGAAGAGCCUGAACCUGAGGAUGAGGAUGUUCAGGUUCAGUCUUCUCAGGUUGAGCAGGUUGUUGGAGAGGGUGAGGUUAGCCAGGCUGAGGAUGUUGCAGCAAAUGUUGAUGAUGUAGAUGAGGAAUCAGCAGACAUAGUGCAAGAUGAACUGUUACAUGAUAGACAACAGCACUGCAUGUUUCAGGACACUUGCUUAUUUCCUGUAGACAUCGGGCAAGAAAGUUUAGACCAGUAUUUUGAGGAUAUUGUGAGUAUAGCGCCUGCAGAGGGAAACAGUCCAGUUAGGAUGCUUUCUGACCAUUUGAAUGAAGCAAAGUGUUUCCCGGUGUUGUUUCCUCUGAGUACUAAGACCUUCCAUGAUAGUCGCAUGCAUCAUUUAACAUUGUCGCGUUAUUUUAAUAAUAGGAUCAUGCAUGCCGACGGCCGUUUUGCACGGAAUGUUGAGUAUAUUUUUUAUAGUCAGUAUAUGUCUGAAAUGGAUCAGGUUGUGUCGAGUGUUUCUGUUGCGAUGCGUAAGGGUAAAGGAGGUCAGAAGUCUCAGAGGAUCAGUGUGAGCAUGCUUCAAGACGAGAAGUCUUUGAAGCAGUUUUUGGAGUUUGACGACGGUUAUCGGUUCCUUCGGCCCAUACGUGGAACGCCAGCCUUUUGGUCUUCUGUGCAAAAGGAUCUCAUUGCGUCCGUGAGACAGUUAGGUAUUCCUACGUUUUUUGCGUCGUUUUCGUCUGCAGAUCUGCGCUGGCAGAAUCUCCUUGCCAGCAUCCUGAAACAGGAAGGCAGAAGGCAGACGGUAGAGGAUUUAGAGUGGGCCGAUAGGUGUGAGUUGUUGCGUCGCAACCCAGUUACAGCUGCGCAGAUGUUCAAUUACAGAUGGCACUGUUUUUUGAAUGAAGUUCUCAUGUCUCCUGCUCAACCAAUUGGCAAGAUUGUUGAUUACUUUUAUAGGAUAGAAUUCCAACAGCGGGGGUCUCCCCAUGUUCAUGCGCUGUUCUGGAUCGAGGGAGCUCCCCAAAUUUACAAAAACACAGAUGAAGAGGUUGCAGAGUUCAUUGACCAGUAUAUUACAUGUGAGCUACCCUCAGACGAUGACACGCUAUUGGACAUCGUGUCAUCAGUUCAGACACAUUCGAAGAGACAUUCAAAGUCGUGUAAGAAAAACAAAACGCAAUGUCGUUUUAAUUUUCCAAAACCAGUUUCUGCACGCACAUUCUUCUGCAAAAUCGAGGAAUGCCGUUGCACAGAUUCAAAUGACAAGCCAUUGUGCACGUGUCGGGAGGAUUUAGAUAAGAAGAUGCCUAAGGAGCUAGCUCAGUCCAUUCUGACUAGAGUUAAAAAUGCCAUGGAGAGGGAAGAGCCUUUUGCUAGUGUAGAACAGUUGUUUGCCAGUGUGGGCAUUAACCAGGCAAUCUUUGAGAUGGCUUAUAGGCGGUUGGAGAAAAAGAAUAGGGUGGUUUAUCGACGAGGGGUAAAUGAAACUUGGAUUAAUCAAUAUAACAAGAAUUUGCUUAAGUGCUGGAAUGCUAACAUGGACAUUAGCUUCGUCACCGACGCCUACGCAGUCAUCAUAUACAUCGUAUCGUAUAUUACGAAAGCAGAGAGAGAAAUUGGCCUGUUAUUGAGCAAUGCCCAAAAAGAAGCAUCAAAACAAGGAAAUCUCUCUGCUAGAGAUGCUAUGAAAAAGCUCGGCAGUGUAUAUUUACACAACAGAGAUGUCUGUGCUCAGGAGGCGGUGUAUAGGCUAACGAACAUGCAUUUGAAGGAGUGUUCCAGGAAGGUUGUGUUCGUUCCAACAGGGAACAACAUUGUGAAAAUGAGUUUGCCCCUCGGUGUUUUGUUGCAAAGGGCAUCCUCUCAUGGUAUUGGGUCAGAGGAUAUGUGGAUGACUAGCAUCGUAGAUAGAUACAGGAAUAGGCCCGAUGGUGAUGUGUUUGACGACAUGUGCAUUUGUACUUUUGUGUCGGAGUAUCGUGUUCUCACCAAGAAUGAAAAAUCUCCAAACCAAAUUCAAUUGAAAGGCGGUUUGGGAUUCAUCUUGAGGAGAACACGAUCUCAGUUUGCGGUUGUGCGGUACAUGCGUUUUGAUUUAGAAAAACAGGAGGAAGCCCACUUUCAGAGUCUGUUGCAGUUGUUCCUUCCUUAUAGAGCUGAUUCAGAGCUCAAGCCCGAAGGCUUUGCGCUCUUCAAACAGUUCUAUGAGGAAGGGCAGGUGACGUUGGCUGACGGCUCCGUGCGUUUGGUGCAGGAUGUCGUCGAUGAGAAUAGGGCCAAGUUUGAAGUGGACUGUCCUCAUUUAGAGCGCGCUCAGGAAAUUGUGGAGAAGUUAAAUGGUGUUGAUGAAGAUGUGUGGGGGGAGCUUUGUCCUGAGCAGGAAGUCGAACGUUUAGAAUGCUUAGAGGACAGACAGCAGCAGCAGCAGCAGGCGGAGAUACAGGAUGAGCAGUUGGUAGAAUCUGAAGAAAAUGUCCCCGAUUUGUUUGUUGGUGGUAGACAGGUAGCUCAGUUUGAGAAAAACACCACCAUUUUGUCUAGGACUGAGGGUUUAGCCUUGAUUCAUUCUCUGAAUGAUACGCAGAAGGCUGUUUUUGAUAGGAUUAGGAAGUGGUGUUUAGAUAAGGUGAUGGGUAAAAACCCUGAGCCUUUGCAUGUGUUUUUGACAGGUGGCGCAGGGACGGGGAAAAGUCAUUUAAUCAGAGCUAUCCAAUAUGAGGCAGGGAGACUGCUGUCAACACUUUGUGAUCGACCAGAUGCUAUUUCUGUUUUGUUAACAGCUCCCACAGGCGUAGCUGCAUAUAAUUUAAAUGCAGUAACAAUUCAUCACGCAUUGAGUAUUGGUAAACAGGUUAGCUUACCUUACAUUCCUUUGGGUGAAGAUAAGCUAAACUCUUUGAGAGCUCAAUUGAGUCACCUCCAAAUUCUAAUCAUCGACGAGAUCAGCAUGGUAGAUCACAAUCUGUUGGCUUAUGUGCAUUGCCGGUUGAGGCAGAUUAAGCAGUCGGGCGACUUUUCCCCUUUUGGUAAAGUUAGUGUCAUAGCUGUAGGGGACUUUUAUCAGUUGCCACCCGUUAAAGGGAGGCCUCUGUACACCAGUCAGGUGGGUGUGGACCUGUGGUGUCAUUUUAGUAAGGUGGAGCUCACAGCAGUCGUUAGGCAGAAGGAUAGUGUUUUUGCUGAGCUGCUGAAUAGAUUGAGAGUGUGUUCGAAGAAAACCCCCUUAUUGAAUAGUGACGUUGCGCUUUUAAAGUCCCGUGAGACAGGGGAAGAGACCUCGGCUUUGCAUAUCUUUCCAACUAAUAUGCAAACCAGUGAGCAUAAUCUUAAACGGUUGUUUGCAACUUGUCCAGAUUAUACCACUAUAGAGGCUCAAGAUUUUAUGAACAGUAAGAAAACGGGCAAAUUAGAGGAGAUGGUAGGGCAUCACAGCAGAGCAUCGUACACGUGUUUACCCGAGAAAUUGUGUUUGGCUCGGAACGCACGUGUAAUGCUUUGCAGAAACAUUGACGUUGUAGACGGUCUGGUCAAUGGAGCAUGUGGAACUGUUACUCAUAUUGAGUUUGGACAGGACAAAGGUUUCCCUCUCACAGUUGUUAAAUUUGAUGAUGAAAAAAUUGGCUCACAGAGGAGAAAGCAACGUUCACAUGCUGCAGUAGAAUGCUGUAAUUCUACUGCCAUUGAUCCCGUUCAGGAGUCGGCCACUGCACGGGGUGGUCUGCGUCGUCAGUUUCCUCUUAGGCUAGCGUGGGCUUGUACUGUACAUAAAGUGCAGGGUUUGACUGUAGAUGAGGCCGUUGUUUCGUUCGAUAAGGUGUUUGCACCUGGGCAGGCGUAUGUAGCGCUUAGUCGUGUCAGGGCUUUGUCUGGACUCGUCAUCAGGGAUUUUAAAGAGAAGGCCAUUUACUGCAAGGACACCAUAAAGGAGGCCUUGGAUAGCAUGCCUCCAUUUCUGAUUGAGCAGCCACAGCCUUCAUUAAAUACACACAGUUUCUCUGUGUAUUUAAUGAACGUUCAAAAUUUAAGUCGCCACCUGUCCCAUUUGGUGUCUUGCACACAGCAUUUACAGCCUAACUGUAUUGCUGUGACAGAGACGUGGCUCAGUGCACAAUCCUCAACAGGCAGUGUUGACAUUGACGGUUACAUUUUCCACAGUCGUCCUCGAGCCUUGUGUUACAGCAGUAGUAACCCCAAAUUGUCUGAGCUUAGGGACCUAGAACAUGGUGGAGUAGGCUUGUAUACAGCAGGUGAUUUGGACUGUGAGAUUCUGCAGGUGCCCGAUUUGAAUUUGGAGUGUUUGGUGUGCCUGUGUAGCAAAUUGAACAUCGUGAUGGCAGUAAUUUAUCGUCCACCGUGUUAUCCAAAUUCAUUAUUCAAACAGAAUCUGGGGAAGUUACUAGAUUGGUUGAAUCCAAUCAGUAACACAAUUGUUAUAAUGGGGGAUUUUAAUGACGACAUUUUGAAAAGACCAUCAAUUUGUAAAUUUAUGGGCCAAAAAGGAUAUAUUCAGCAUGUAACGCAAGAGACAACAGAGAAGGGGACACUGAUUGACCACGUUUAUGUCAAAACAACACGGUAUGAUGUGGAUUGUACAGUGAUAUCUGCGUACUUUAGUGAUCACGAAGCCAUCUGGUGUGGUUUUCGUGUUAAAGAUCAGGAUUUAUUAGAAGAUGUAGAUUUGCUGUUUGCAGAGGAGUUUGAAGAUUUAGAGGGUUUUUUCGAUGACGAGUCCGAUGUAGAGUAGAUUA
Molecule: messenger RNA, 8671 nt
Organism: Sphaeramia orbicularis (orbiculate cardinalfish)
Lineage: Eukaryota; Metazoa; Chordata; Actinopteri; Kurtiformes; Apogonidae
Biological process (GO): DNA repair; telomere maintenance
Molecular function (GO): ATP hydrolysis activity; DNA helicase activity
Source: RefSeq, a predicted model, not a curated record